AAAACUCGAAAAUUUUGCAGCCUAAUCUCUAGCUGUAUUGUCUGGAUUUCAACGAAUGUGAAACCUCGACGCGCAAGGACAGCAUUCACAUACGAGCAGUUAGUUACGCUCGAAAACAAAUUUAAAACCACUCGUUAUCUAUCCGUUUGUGAACGUUUAAAUCUUGCGCUAGCACUCAAUCUGACUGAGACACAAGUAAAAAUAUGGUUCCAAAAUAGACGAACAAAAUGGAAGAAACAAAAUCCAGGGAAAGAAGUAAACGUCCCUACAGCCAAUCCAUUUUCAGCAAAAAUGUACACAUCACAGUAA
Molecule: messenger RNA, 309 nt
Organism: Echinostoma caproni
Lineage: Eukaryota; Metazoa; Platyhelminthes; Trematoda; Plagiorchiida; Echinostomatidae
Source: the annotation of a GenBank genome assembly